Molecule: messenger RNA, 967 nt
Organism: Gekko japonicus
Lineage: Eukaryota; Metazoa; Chordata; Lepidosauria; Squamata; Gekkonidae
Product: probable peroxisomal membrane protein PEX13
Exons: 2
Coding region: 86-589 (167 amino acids)
Source: RefSeq, a predicted model, not a curated record
GGACGGUCCAACUUCAGUCCAUCAUCCAACAACCUCACUUGUGCCUCUUUCUUCAGGAACCCGAUCCAACUCCAUCUUAAUCAAAAUGAGCCUCUACAGACACCAAAGCUACUGGAACCCAUGCCGUCGUGGAAGUUUCUCUUCUGGCAGCUGCUAUGGAGGUUCCGGCCAACGCAUCUCUUAUUACCCAUCUUAUGGCCGUAGCUGCUACCCACAGAGCUGUUAUGGAGGUUCCAGCCAACGCAUCUCCUAUUACCCGUCUUAUGGCCGUAGUUGCUACCCACAGAGCUGUUAUGGAGGUUCCAGCCAGCGCAUCUGCUAUUACCCACAGACCUCUUAUGGCGGUUAUGGCCGUAGCUACUACCCACAGUCCUCCUGGGGUGGUUAUGGCUACGGCUAUGGCCGGGGUUGUUACCCACAACAAUAUUACGGGGGCUACGGUUACGGCCGUCGGUAUGGAUCAGGGUACGGAUCCAGGCGUGGCAGCAUGUGUUGGGGGUACGGAUCCAGGCGCGGCAGCAUCUGUUACGAGCCCUGCUACCCUAUCAAACGAAGGUACAGCUGCAGCAGCAUUGACGGACCCUGCUAAACACCCGAGUGGACUUCUGAUGAGAUGUUAAACGACAGACCCAAUGACUCUCCAGCUGAACUUUUUCUCCCCCCCCCCGAAAUGCUGAACACAAAGGAAUUCCCAUGGUUAUUAUCGUGCAUUCAGCAGUUGUCUAAAUGACUCCUAUGCCCGCCUCUGCGCACACCAUGCUGCCUUUAAUGACUGUUUCUCUAAUGGACAGUCCGUGCAUGUCCAUGAAAGCCCAGUGGGUCCCCCCCACCCCAAUUCUGCAGGACACCUUGACAAUGGAUUCACCCUUCAAUAUUUCCAUGCUGUUCUUUGGUUUGAAUCCUGCAGUUGCUCAUUUUUUGUAAUCCAAUCUCUGUUCUCAAAUUAAAAGCUUGCUUUGCAUUAAGA